Tricharina praecox is the source of this 1328-nucleotide messenger RNA. RefSeq lists its product as uncharacterized. Gene Ontology annotation, cellular component: Golgi apparatus. NCBI's taxonomy places the organism in Eukaryota, Fungi, Ascomycota, Pezizomycetes, Pezizales, Pyronemataceae. The transcript has 4 exons. Gene Ontology annotation, molecular function: GDP-mannose transmembrane transporter activity; antiporter activity. The record is from RefSeq and is a predicted model, not a curated record. The coding region runs from base 121 to 1248 and encodes 375 amino acids.
UUCUUCUCACCACCACCAUCUCUCCACACACAUCAACGACAAGCUUUCCUGCUUGCUUAAAUUCACGCUGACCCCAAUCUAAUCCCAAUCACAACCGCCCACCACAAAUCACCGCUCAAGAUGGCCGAGAAGGAGAAACAGGAGGACUACCGCGUCGAAAUCGGCGAUGACAAGCGACCAUACUCUCCGGUGCGAGGGUCGACAACACAGGCGCCGUCACCCCCGGCUGGGCCUUCCGUGGCCAUCAUGAGUUACUGCGUUGCCAGUAUUCUCAUGACCCUGACGAACAAAUAUGUCUUGUCCGGCAUCGAUUUCAACCUGAACUUCAUGUUGUUGGCUAUCCAGAACAUCAUCUGUGUUGUCGCCAUCCAGACCGGAAAGUCGAUGGGAAUGAUCUCGUACCGGGAUUUCAAGAUGGACGAGGCGCGCAAAUGGUUCCCCAUCUCGCUGCUCCUGAUUUCCAUGAUCUACACCGGCUCCAAGGCCAUCCAGUUCUUGUCGGUCCCCGUCUACACCAUCUUCAAGAACUUGACAAUCAUCCUCAUCGCCUACGGUGAGGUCCUCUGGUUCGGCGGCUCGGUGUCGCGCAUGACCCUCUUCUCUUUCGGAUUGAUGGUCUUGUCUUCCAUCAUCGCUGCCUGGGCCGAUGUCAGUGCUGCCGUCAGCUCUUACGGCCACAGCUCCACCGAGACUGCCACCGCUCUGAGCACCCUCAACGCCGGUUACAUCUGGAUGUUGGUCAACUGCCUGUCGUCCGCCGCCUAUGUCUUGGGCAUGCGCAAGAGGAUCAAGUUGACCGGCUUCAAGGACUUUGACACCAUGUUCUACAACAACUUGCUCUCCAUUCCGGUUAUCAUCUUGUGCUCGCUCUUCCUCGAGGACUGGUCGCAGGCCAACAUCGACAGGAACUUCCCCCCGGCGCUGCGCUCUAACCUCAUGAUCGCCAUCCUCUUCUCGGGUCUUUCCUCGGUGUUCAUCUCCUACACCUCUGCGUGGUGUGUCCGUAUCACGUCGUCGACUACCUACUCCAUGGUUGGUGCGCUCAACAAGCUGCCCAUCGCCCUUAGUGGAUUGAUAUUCUUUGACGCGCCCGUCACUCUUCCUUCCGUCUCGGCUAUCGGAUUGGGCUUCGUCUCUGGUAUCGUCUACGCGAUGGCCAAGGUCAAGCAGCAGACCGUCAAGACCACCUCGCUCCCGCUCACGCAGAGCGCCAGCUCCGCCAGCAUGCGCGACGGCUUCAAGGCCUAAAUCUCAAGCCCAUAUCUCGGUGGUGGUCCUAUUAUAGAUUUGCAAACGGACGAAACAUGAUAUGAACUUGUUUUUCUUUU